CGCAGUUUGCAGCUAGCGGACACAACAGUCAGGCAGCAGCAGCAGUUACCACUCCGUGCUCCACCGUGUUGCCUCCCUCCCAAGUCCCAUUGGCCGCCAUGGGCUCCUGCCUCUCCUCCGAGACCCCCGCCGCCAGCGCCGGCGCGGCGGCGUGGUGGCGGAAGGGGCGCCGCGGGACCCGGGAAGGCGCGGCUGGCGGCCUCCCCAGCGGCGGCAAGAAGCCGCCCGGACGAGGGGGAGAGAUGACGGAGGACGAGCUCGCGCGGGUCUCCGGCAGGAUGUGCGGCAACGGCGCCAGCGCGGUGGCGUGCCUCCACACGCAGCAGGGGCGGAAGGGUACCAACCAGGACGCCAUGGUCGUGUGGGAGAGUUUUAACUCAAGUGACAGCAUCUUCUGUGGUGUGUUUGAUGGCCAUGGGCCAUACGGUCAUUUUGUCGCCAAGAAAGUUAGAGAUUCACUUCCUGUCAAGUUGCGCACACAAUGGCAGACUAGUGCUAAUGGGCCCUGCUCUAGUCCUCAUCAAAAUGGAAGCAUCUCUGGAAGUAUCAACUCCGAAGAAACAGCUUCUAUUGUCGAUGACGAAUGGGGAGAUGGUGAUAACACUGAGAAGCUUCCUGAGAUGUUUCUUCCACUUAAGCGAUCUUACCUAAAAGCUUUCAAAUUGAUGGACAAGGAACUCAAGCUGCAUCCCACAGUUGACUGUUUCUGCAGUGGGUCUACGGCGGUAACGUUGGUGAAACAGGGAUUGGACCUUGUAAUUGGAAACCUUGGGGACUCGAGAGCAAUUAUGGGGACAAGAGACGCCUCUAACAAUCUAACUGCUCUGCAACUCACAGUUGAUUUGAAGCCUAACCUUCCCAGGGAAGCUGAGAGGAUACAACAAUGUAAAGGACGAGUCUUUGCUCUUCAGGAUGAGCCAGAAGUCGCCAGAGUGUGGUUGCCCAAUAACGACUCCCCUGGACUGGCAAUGGCAAGAGCUUUCGGCGACUUCUGCCUUAAAGACUAUGGUUUGAUAUCUGUUCCAGAGAUAUCGUAUCGCCUUCUCACCGAGAAGGAUGAAUUCAUAAUACUAGCCACCGAUGGGGUGUGGGACGUUCUCUCGAACAAGGAGGCCGUUGAUAUUGUGGCGUCAGCCCCGUCUCGGGCAACGGCAGCCAGGGCUCUUGUCGACAGCGCUGUCAGAUCGUGGAGGCUCAAGUUCCCAACAUCCAAGAGUGAUGACUGCGCUGUCGUCUGCUUGUUCUUGGAUCGUGCUGGCUCGGCUCAAGAGAGCGAGAGCGAAGCCAUUGUGGAGACGGCAGAGCCCACCGGGGAGGAGGUCUGCAGGCGGGAUGCCGGUGAGGUCGACGAGGACAUGGCAGUCGCAGAUGCUGGUGUACAUGUAGUAUCCAGCGCGGAGCACAGUGCCGAGGCGACUCCGUUGCAGCACUCCACCACGUCAAGGGAGCUCGACGACGAGAUUGUACCGGCGGACGAGCACGAGCCUCCCGUCGUCCUGAAGGAGCCUGCGAGGUGCGGGUCUGCUCGCAGCCUGGCAGAGUGCAUAUCGACGAGCGAGGAAGAGGAGUGGUCCGCGCUCGAAGGCGUGACGCGGGUGAACUCCCUCCUGAACCUCCCGAGAAUAAUGUCCGGCGACAGGAGAUCGGCCAGCUGGAGGAAGCGACGGUGAACAGCAGAGGAAGCUCUCCACUGGAGUUCUUCGCCGAGUUCAAAUCCUCCCUCAGUCUCUGGGAAUCUUCCCCAGGUUGUUUUGACCUCAACCGCGUCAGCGUGUGCGUUCCGGAUCGUUUGUUUGUUCAUUCUUGUGCCUUUUUUGCCGGUAGGUGUUCCAUGCUUGGGGCUUCUCUGUGUCCGUUUGUGCAUAGAAAAGUUUUUUUUUUUGGUUCUGUGAGAAGCUUCUGUAAAACAUGCAGCACCUCCUGGAGUGCUAUAUGUGUAUCAUUAGGUCAUCGUUUUGUUCAUCUU
Messenger RNA from Zea mays, 1966 nucleotides. RefSeq names its product putative protein phosphatase 2C family protein. NCBI's taxonomy places the organism in Eukaryota, Viridiplantae, Streptophyta, Magnoliopsida, Poales, Poaceae. The transcript has 5 exons. Bases 99 to 1670 code for a protein of 523 amino acids. Gene Ontology annotation, biological process: protein dephosphorylation. Gene Ontology annotation, molecular function: protein serine/threonine phosphatase activity. The record is from RefSeq and is marked validated.